UGACGUGUAAUCAGGAGAAUUGGCGGGAGGGGUGUUUAGAUAAUUACGAUGAGGAGGACUUUUCCUACGUCGAUGGUCCGGGAUUGACGAAGAUUCGCGGGAAGCGAGAGAUGGAGCGAUAUCUGAAGAAUCAGUUUGAUUUCUCCAGGCAGUUUUUGACGGUGGAGGACGAGGUGUGCUCGGUGGACGCCGCCGGCGAUGAUAAUUAUGUCGCGACGUGGCGGCUCGAUAUGCUUCUGGGGACGGGAGCGCUGCGAGACAUUCAGGGGAUCAGUGUUUUGAAAUUUGCUCCGGGUGAGUCGAACAAGAUUCGGUACCAUAGAGACUAUCUCCCGGACGGGCCCAUCUGGGAGCGAGCUCCGAUAGUGGGCCCUCUGGUGAAGCUACAGCGUCAGACGUACACGGCGUGCAUGCAAUCGGACGUCGGGUGCGCCAAGGUUUUAGGGGGCGUCGAGUAG
This is a messenger RNA of Ostreococcus tauri, 458 nucleotides long. RefSeq names its product unnamed product. The transcript has a single exon. The record is from RefSeq and is a predicted model, not a curated record. The annotation marks the transcript as partial. Lineage: Eukaryota; Viridiplantae; Chlorophyta; Mamiellophyceae; Mamiellales; Bathycoccaceae.